This is a messenger RNA of Parastagonospora nodorum SN15, 186 nucleotides long. RefSeq lists its product as hypothetical. The transcript is spliced from 2 exons. NCBI's taxonomy places the organism in Eukaryota, Fungi, Ascomycota, Dothideomycetes, Pleosporales, Phaeosphaeriaceae. The record is from RefSeq and is a predicted model, not a curated record. The coding region runs from base 1 to 186 and encodes 61 amino acids.
AUGGCUGUAGAUCCUCGCGUUCUCAGGGGCGCCGCGAGAACGAUUGUCCCGCCAAGUCACCACCACCAUCGCUACCACGCCUCAUCGCUACCGUACACCACCCGCCGCAACGUCCUUGGACCUGUGCACCCCGGCGACGCUGUGAACGACAUGCGCGCAGCCCUCCUUCACCACACCCCCGCCUGA